GCGGCGGCAGUGGGGCUGGCUCUCCUCUAGCGGGGCUGGCUCUCUCUUUCAGCGGGGCUGGCUCUCCUUCAGCGGGGCUGGCUUUCCUUCAGCCUGCCUGUAUUCACUCACGGAUAUGAUAAAACAUCGCUGAAUGCUCCAGAGCAGAGGCAACAGUCAUCUCUGACAAUGGCGGAAGAGGACGACGCCAGAAUCCGGAUUUUACAGAGCCUGCGGGGUAAAAUCUGUGAAGCUAAGAACCUGGGCCCAGUUUCGGGCCCCAAUCGACAAAGGGACCUCUGCACUUUUUGCACCAUCAGUCUGGAUCAAGAGGAGGUGUUUCGCACCAGAGUCUUUGACAAAAGUGUCAGCCCGUUCUAUGGAGAGGACUUCUACUUUGAGAUCCCACGCCCGUUCCAGUGUCUGUCCUUCUAUGUUUAUGCCAAGAGCGUUUUCCAGAGGGACCUUCCUGUCGGUAAGGUGUCCAUCAGGAAGGAUGAGCUGUGUCAUUACAGUGGGAAGGAGCACUGGUUCAGCCUCCAUCCAGUCGACCCAAACUCAGAGGUCCAGGGGAAGGUUCACUUGGAGAUGAAACUGAAUGAAGUGAUCACUGAAAACGGCUCCAUUGGACAGCACUUACAGGUCCGGAUCAUCGAGUGCCAGGGUCUGCCUUUGAUCAGCGGACAGAACUGUGACCCCUACGCCACCGUGUCACUGGUUGGGCCGGCCAGGUCAGACCAGAAGAAAACUAAAGUAAAGAAGAAAACCAGCAACCCUCAGUUUGAAGAGACCUUCUUCUUUGAGGUCACACGGUCCAGCAGCUACUCCAAAAAGUCUCAUUUCCAGGUGGAGGAGGAAGACAUCGAAAAACUGGAGAUCAAAGUGGAUUUGUGGAACAAUGAGAACCUGGCUCAAGAUGUGUUUCUGGGGGAGACCAGGGUCCCCGUGAAGAUCCUACGAAGUGACCACAUCCACAAAGCCUGGUAUCUCCUCCAGCCCAAAGGGAACGGCAGCAAGUCCAAGUCUGAUGAUUUGGGAUCGUUACGUUUGAAGCUGACCUACAUAGAGGACACAGUGCUGCCCUCUGCCUGCUACACACCUCUCUGCAACCUGCUGCUCAAAUCCCCAGAUGUCAAGCCCAUCUCUGCAUCAGCAGCACACAUCUUAGGGGACAUCUGCAGAGAACGGUACGAGGCUGUUUUACCCAUGGUCCGACUGCUGCUCCACCACAAUCGCUUUGUGCCUUUUGUCUCUGCGGUGGCAGCACUGGAGCUGGACAACACUCAGGAGGCUAACACUAUAUUCAGAGGAAACUCGCUGGCAACGCGCUGCAUCGAUGACAUGAUGAAGAUUGUAGGAAAGAAUUACUUGGCCGUCACCCUCAAGCCUGUCAUAGACGAGAUUUGUGAAUCUAACAAAUCGUGUGAGAUAGACCCUGUUAAACUAAAGGAAGGCGACAAUGUGGAAGUGAACAAGGAAAACCUCCAGGGUUUUGUUCAGAAGGUUUUCUCAUCCAUCACACAGUCCAGCUCCAGCUGUCCUCCUCUAAUGUGUGAUGUCUUCAGGUCUCUCAGACACCUGGCCUGCAAACGAUUCCCAGCUGACCCACACAUUCAGUACUCGGCUGUCAGCAGCUUCGUGUUCCUGCGCUUCUUUGCGGUUGCUGUCCUCUCUCCACACUCUUUCCAGCUCCGCCAACAUCAUCCUGAUCCUGAGAUUUCACGAACACUCACUCUCAUCUCCAAAACCAUCCAGACCCUCGGCAGCUGGGGCAGUUUGUCUAAAAAACUGUCCAGUUUCAAGGAAACCUACAUGUACGACUUCUUUAAAUCAUUCCAGGAGGAUAAGUGCAUUGAGAAAGUUAAAAAGUUUUUAGAUGAGAUCUCCUCUAAUGUCAGCAAAGAGUCCAGUGGGCUGGAGGACGCUGUGGUACUCAAGGAGGGAGAAGUCCAGAAACGAGCCCAGGGGAGGAAACGUCUCGGAAAGAAGAACUUUAAGAAGAGAUGGCUGCGAGUGACAAACAGAGAGCUCUCCUACCACAAACAUAAAGGGAAAGAUGCCCUCUGCAUCAUCAAUGUCAAACAUAUCCAGGCGGUGGAGAAACUGGAUGAAAGUGCCUUUAACCGCAAAAAUAUGUUCCAGGUGGUGCACUCUGAGAAGCCUCUGUACGUGCAGGCGUUAAACUGUGUGGAGGCCAGUGAGUGGUUGGAGGUCCUGGGUCAGGUCAGCCGCUGUAAUGAAGGGCGUCUGUCCACCUUUCAUCCGUCCAACUACAGCGGAGGAGCCUGGCAGUGCUGCAAGAAGCAGAGCAACAACGCAGAGGGCUGUAAGCCCUGCACUGCCACGGUGCUGGCCAACCUGCAGCUGGACAUCGACUGUGACCGGGAAACAGAGAGAAUCUUUUCUCUGCUGUCGUCCAACGACACCAAGAUGCAGAACAUGGAAGAUGCCUGUGCCAGCAUGGCGGUGUACCAGGGCCCUCAGCGGGAGCAGGACGAUUACUCCAAAUUCACCAUUCAGGAACCCAAAGAGACCUUUCAGACACUCAAACAGCUCCGAAACGUCAUGGAGGAGCUUCAGAGGCAGCACGACAUCAGGAGUGACACCAUAGCGCAGUACGGGAGCCUGGACAACCCCAUUGUCGGGAAAACCUCCUAACGGGGCAGGAAGGACUGGUGUGAAACAGCUAUGACAGACUGCACCUUUAAGGAGCCGCAGGUCAACCAGCGGGGAUGCCCAGAGGGUGUCUGAGAGAAAAACAAAGAAAACGCCAUCAGCAGUGAGUCCGCUCCACGAGCCAGAGCCUAAAAGAGACAGAUCUCUGGUCCUCUCUGCCGUCUCUAAAACGAACAAACCGGUGGUCGUUUUCUUCGCCCUCUCUUUUACGUAUGACUCCAGGCAUCAUGAGAUGGCGUGUGAAUAGGCUGCUAUUUUUUACUUCACUCUGACGUCACGUUGAUGACCAAUCAUCACACCUGUGGACCUGGCGUCCUCCACUCGUGGCCCUUCUCUCUCUCUCUACUCGUGUCGUCUCUCUCUGUUCUGUGAACAAACUCGCUGAUUGGUGGAGAGGACGGUGGAGUAGAUGAUAACCGAUCUGCCUUACUUCAGUGGAUGUUUCUUUGAGAUGCUGAGGGAAUAAAGCAGCAGCACUUUAAAUAUUUGGAGCUCUCCAAAUAGACAUGAAUAGAUACAUGGUAUCAGCCCUGCCCUUAUUGAUCAGUUCAAUGAUCUCCUUUUACUUUGUUCCAAUCGUGUUCAAUGACGUUCAAAGCCUGUAGAGUUGAAGAUAUUUUUCUGGACCAAAGACAUUUUCAUAGCUAUGACUUGAAAAAGAAAAGAAAUGUAUUUUGAAUACAGAUGUUUUAAAAUGGAGACAGAUUCUAUCUAUAUUUGGUGUUGAUGUUUUUCAGACAUAUCCUUUAAUUUUAGUGACUUAAACAAGCAGACUGCAUGUUGGAGUCCUGAUAGCACAUGGCUGUGGUGUGGAGUCCGUGUUCUCUGUGAUUGUGAAUCGUAUUGGUACUCUGUACAUCGAUUCGUGCUGUUAUGUUGAACGCAUCGCAACAUAUCUGUAGUGGCUUUGUGAAAAAAAGAAAAAAAAAGAUUGAGGGAGCGCUGAGAGGAACCAAAUCAACACCCUGUAAACUCUAACUCCUUUGGGAAUCCAUCCAAAACACCGCUUCAAAAUUCAGCAGAAGAUAACAGGAAUUUAUGAGUGUUUCCAUUCGCUGCUGUCACGUAUCAGGAGUCAACAGGUUGAGCAGAAAGUGGCGCUGCUCAUGAAAAGGAUGAAAAAAAAAAACACUGUGGAAGAAGAAGGCUCAUUGCCGCCAAGCAUUCAGGAAGUUAUCAAAGAGUUGAAGAAACGGAAGGAGGAUUUCUGGGAGUAAACAAGUUUGAACGUUUUCCUAAGUCCUGCUAACACUCCUGGAUGUUACGUUAACGUCUUCAUCCACCGUCGCCAUCCGUUAGACUGUUGAAGAGUCCUGCUAACAGCCUGGGUGCCCUGUGAUAUUUUAAGGACUUUUUCUGUCCAGUUUUCUUCAGUGUGGAAGGAAGCUUCCCUUCAAUCCAGACUACUACACCCUCCCUUCAAACAUAUCUCCUGUUUCCUCUCUUAUCAUGAAACCAGCACAUCUGCUCUCAGUCUCUGCGGUUUUUAGAAUCGCUCUCAAAUGGAGCAGAACCAUUAAAAACGUUUGUAACUUUUCCACAGACGCAGCUCUCCACUGCCACAGCUGUCAGAUUUAUAAGAAGCGACCAUGGUGUCCAUCUACAUGAUCACUGACAGAAGUUACCUGAUCACUCCAGUUGUCAUGUGACCAGCAGAAUGUGAUUUUUCAGAUGAAUUCAGUAUCUCUUGAAAAAUCAGACAACCACACCAAGCCUUUUGACCAAUAAUCAGCUUUAUUCAGGACAUGCUGACAAUUUAAUCUUUCGUUCAGUCACAUCUGAGCGUGGGAGGAAGCAGAAGAACAGACUGUGAAGCUGAAAAGAAUUCCAUGCUUAUUGAAAUGAAGGCUAUGAGUAUCCUGCUUCCCUUGCAUGGAACAGAUUAAGACAUGGAGAAAUAAUUUAAUCGUCUGCGUAAUUGGCCAUGGUUGGCUGUGGAGAGGCGUUAGAGCAGAUUCAUUGCUGGAAAUAACAUCAACUAGCUUAACUGCAAAGCUGAGAGACAAAACAAAACACAAGUGAGUGGGAUUUAUGGGUGUGGACUUGUCCCUGGAUCAAUGGAAUGAACUCUAAACCUAACCUUAACACCAAAACCUAACCCUAACCUUUAUUCCUUACCACUAAAUCUAAAGGCACAUAUAAUAAAAGAGAGCUAAGGAUCUAAAUAGGAUUAAAUAAUACAAAGGAAUAACCUGUGCUCGUGCACUGAUGCCUGAUGCCAUCAACCUUUCCCCAAUCCCUACCCCUAAACCUAACCCUGACCUUGACUCCUUAUGCCUAAACCUAUUCCUAAAGGUACACACAAUAAAAGGGAGCUGAUAAUCUAACUAAUACCUGCGCUAGUGCCCCGAUGUCUGAUGGCAUCAGCCUCUUCCCAAUCAUUACACCAAGCCUUUACCCUAAAGCUAACCCUAACUACUGAGAAGAUCAUGUAAAGCAGGUUUAAUCUGGAGGCCUGGUAAAUCAUCUGAUUCUUCUGGCAUUAAUGUAAUCAUGUCGAUGCGCUCACUCGUAGUGACGCCUUAUUCUCACAGUCAGACAUUCAGCUGCAGAUUAUUGGCCCCCAAAAAAAACAGUCAAUCAGGAAGGCUUACCCCUGACCUUCUUUCCCAUAAACAAGUUUGAACCAGUAGAUCAAUCAGGUAAACCAAUCAAUGACCAGUCUGACCGAUGGGGCCCCUUUUCUCACCCUUCUGAAACAUGAAGUGUUAAUAAGACUUGAAGGAAACUUGAGUUGAUUUUAAAAGUAGAAGUUGAUGUUGCUUAUGCGUUUAAGCUGGUUUUGAAAGUCUUAACAAGUUUUAAUUGGACACCACAGAUGUAAGGACAGUUGUAAUCAUUUUUUACUUUAUAAUCCUUGGAAUAAUUCAGUCGAGACCACACAGCUGCUGUUUGUCCUAACAGUGGAAAUUCCACAGAACAAACUUUGUGAGAUAAAAUGAGGCUUCAGAAGAAAAACAAACAUGGAGGACUGCCAAAACUCUCAGCUGGCUGAGAAUGCUGAGCUGUUCAUCUAAACUUUAAUAUUUCUUUAACGUAAAUGUGUCAAAAUACCAGUUUAAUGUUUUAUUUCCAGUAGAGAUGUUAUUCUCUACACAUCAUGCAAACAUUCAGGUAUCUGGUCAUGGUGUUCUGUUGAAGUCAGUCUGACCUUGACUCAUUAAUAAAAGUGUGACUGAUAUUUAUGAUUCUACAUUAGGGAGGCUAUGGCUCAAUUAGGAGCACAAAAAUAAUCGCACCACACACCAGAGGAUUAUGUGAAGAUAAUCGGUUAAUGGUGAGUCAAGGAUCAGACCUCCCUUAAUCCCUGGGAGAGUAAAGACAAGCAUAUUUAUAUCUAUUUUUAACAUGUCUGUGGUGUUUUAUGUUUCUUUUUUUUUUUUUUUACCAAAACCUUUUUUGUUUCUUGGUUUUAAAACUCUGAUUCGAUGUGCUGCUCUCUCGUUACAGUACCUCCUUGUCUCUGCCAAACCUUGGUGUGAUGAUCGCUAAAAUCUCAUGUCAAAGUCAUGAAUAUUCAGUGUGCUGGCUUUGACAUGCAGGCUGGAAGUAAACGUCCAGUCAGAGCCGAAAUAAAAUGGAUUUAAUUUUAGUUUACAGGAAAGGAUCAUUAGAGGAACUUUGUCAGAAGAUUCAGCUCAAAUUUGUUAAAGGACUUAAUAACUGGAAAAAAUUGAACCAAACGUGGGUGUUCGUGAGUGCUCACUGUCCUGGUUCAUAAUCAACGUCAGCUCCAUCACUGGCAAUAAUAGGGCCAGUAAAGGGACUCAUCUCUGGUUUAUAAAGGGCCAGUAAAUGUUUAAAAAGGGCCAGUAAAGGGGCUCCAUCUCUUUUUUUUUAAAAAAAAGGACCAGUAAAGGAGCUCCAUAUCUUUUUAUAUAGGGCCAGUAAAGGGACUCAUCUCUGGUUUAUAAAGGACCAGUAAAUGUUUAAAAAGGGCCAGUAAAGGGGCUUUAUCACUGGUUGCUAAAGGGCCAGUAAAUUUUCAAGAAGGGCCAGUAAAGGGGCUUCAUCACUGGUUGAUAAAGGGCUGGUCAAUCUAAAAAGGGACCCCUAAAUGAUACAAUGGGCCACAAAACAUUAAUGAAAAGCUAGUCAAUGAUAAAAACCUCUAGAAAAUGACAAAGAAGAGCCAAUAAAAAUGUUAAAAAGUCUAUAAUAACAAAAAAGAGCCAUUUCAAGUCAAAAAGGGACAGUAGAUAUUAAAAAGAGGGCUAGUAAAUUCAAAAUCAGGCCGGUAAAUUUAAACAAAAGCACCAGUUAAUUUUUAAAAGGACCUGUAACUACAAAAAGGGCCAGUGACUUUCAAAACAAGCCAGUAAAUGUUAAAAAGGGCCACUUAGUGUCAAAAAGGGCCAGAAAAAGUCUGAAAGGGACAGUAAAUGUAAAAAAUGGGCCAGUGAAUGUUUAAUUAAAGGCCAAUUAAUGUUUAAAAGCACCAGGAAAGGUCAAAAAGGCCUGUAAACAUUAAAAAGAAACAGUAAACAUUAUAAAUGGGACAGUUAAUGUUAAAAAAUGGGCCAGUAAACAUCAAAAAGGGCCAGUAAAUAUUAAAGAUGCUAGUCAACAUAAAAAAGGUCAAUAAAAGUCAAAAAGGGCAAUUAAAUGUUUAAAAGGGGCCAGUUUACAUUUAAAACAAUUAAUGUUAAAAAAUGGGCCAGUAAAUGUCAAAAUGGGCUAGUAAAAAUUAAAGAUACCAGUCAACAUUAAAAAUGGCCAUUUAAAGUAAAAAAGGGCAAGUAAACAAUAAAAUAGGCCACUGAAAGUCAAAAAGGGACAGUUAAUGUAAUAAAAGGGCUAGUUAAUUUCAAAGGGGGCUGGUAAAUGUUAAAAUAGGGCCUGUAAACUAUUAAAGGGUCAGUAAACAUUUAAAAAUGGUCAGUUAGAUUUAAAGAUGCCAGUCAGCGUUGAAAAAGGGCCAGUAAAAGUAAAAAAAGGGCAAGUAAACAUUAACAAAGGGACAGUAAAUGUUGAAAGGGGCAAGUAAAUGACAACAAGGGCCAGUAAAGUUAAUGCACCAGUAAAUACGAAAAGAGCCCAGCUAAUUAAAAAAAAAUGGCCAGUAAACAUCAAGAAGUGAUGCUAGGUUAUGGUUAAUCAAGGACCAUUAAACAUUAACAAAGGGCUUUUAAAUUCAAAACGGGCCAGUAAACAUCAAAAAAAGAGUCCGUUAAUGUUAAAAGGGGCCAGUAAACAUUAAAGGGUACAUGAAUGUUAUAAGGUCAGUAAUUGAUAAUAAAGUGCCAGUAAACCUGCUCCAUAAUUUAUUUUAAGGACUUUAUUUCCUGCUGAUUUAUCAUGAAUUGGUCUUUUCCUUUAAUCAGAGGGUAUUUCCUCCAUGUCAGGAUGUGAUUCUUGUGAGCUUUGAUGGACUGUGGCCAGUUUCCAAUCAUCCUUCUCCUAAAGAGACACACUGAGUUCUGCUCUGAGAUGUCACAUGACCAACAGUCAUGAUCGUUCUGGAUCUUACAAGCGUUUCCUGAACACGCCGUCUCAAUGACAAAGUAGAAGAAUAAUUCAGAUUCUGUUAGAAGAGCGGGUUUGUGCAUCCCGCUGUCAGAGAACAACGAGCUGUUGAACAUUUUUGUUUGGUACGGGACAGGCCGGUGAUAUUUACCGGACCAAUCAGAGGAGACGUACCAUCCAUGGUGGGAUGUUUUAGGAAAUUUUAGGGUUAAACUCUCCGACUCUUCUGAAUGUCAUUCUGUCUGUUUUUAUACUCAUCAGAUGGUUUUAUUUUGACCACAAACAAUCCACAAUAAACUCUUUGACAAUGUUUCUCCUUUAUGUUGCCUCUCUGUUUCAUUGGUAAACUCCGCAGCAAAGGUUCUCAAACUGUGGUGCACAGCCCCUCCUGGGACGUGGAGACAUGACCCUGUUUAGACACGGUUUAGCAAAUUAAAGGGAUAUUUCAGGAUUUUUGAAUUUGGGUUGUAUGAGGUACUUGGCUAUACACCACGCUCCAAAUUAUGUCAGUAUAAUUUUCAAGUCAUCAACCGUUGGAGCAUAAUUCAAAUUUUAUUAAAAAAACCUCCCAAUAACUUUUAAAAAAAAAAAAAAUCCAUGUUAAAAUA
Messenger RNA from Cheilinus undulatus (humphead wrasse), 8729 nucleotides. RefSeq names its product RAS p21 protein activator 2 (gene rasa2). Lineage: Eukaryota; Metazoa; Chordata; Actinopteri; Labriformes; Labridae. The coding region runs from base 169 to 2637 and encodes 822 amino acids. The record is from RefSeq and is a predicted model, not a curated record. Gene Ontology annotation, biological process: intracellular signal transduction; regulation of GTPase activity. The transcript is spliced from 24 exons.